AAGUACUGAAUGUUAAUUAUGUUCAAUGGAGAGAGAGAAGCAAGAAGCGCAUGCAGCAAAAACGCACACCAUGCAUAUGCAUGAUCAUAACCCAAGUACCCAACAGCACUACUCUCCUUCUUCAUCAGAUAGCCAUCUGCACUUUGUUGGCUGUGCUUCUGUACAUUGCUGUCGCUCCUCCGGCUGCCCUUGCUCAAGACACUACCAUUUUUGCCCCAAUCAUUACUGACUGUAGCUCGCCUCUUAGCACUCAUGCCAUGCUUGACAUUCGUCCAGGGGACUGCCAAGAGGCCAGAAGAGACAUGCUGCAACAACCUUAACUAGCACUACAACCUUCAGCCUGUAUGCCUCUGCCACCUGCUCAACAACACCACCUUGAGCACAAUUCUGAUAAACACCACGCUCGCUUUGCAGCUGUUUGCUUUUUGCAAACUGCAUCACAAAAUCUCUUCGUGCUUAGCUUCCCCCAUAGCAUCCUCUGUUGUUCCAGUGGCACCAACUCCCCCCGACGUUUUCUGCACUCCAUGUAACAGAAACCCCGUUGGAAAGCCGAAGGCGACAGGCCAUUUCACAACUGUAGCAGUUGUAACAAUUCUGUUCUGGAAAUUGUUCUAUUGAGUCUGGUUAUAGCUACAUUAUGCCUGAUACUAAGUUUGUGAGAAAAUUGGGCUAGAGGCUGUAAUUGUGUAAUCCUAAGGUAAUUUCUCAUUGAUUGAAUUAGAAUGAUGUAUUUACUACACAUAUAUUACUUAGGAAUGUAAAUGGAAGUUUCUUCUAUCGAACAAUAUAACUAGCUGCUUUUCUACAAUAAUUUCCCAAUGUUUUC
This is a messenger RNA of Rubroshorea leprosula, 826 nucleotides long. The record is from the annotation of a GenBank genome assembly. NCBI's taxonomy places the organism in Eukaryota, Viridiplantae, Streptophyta, Magnoliopsida, Malvales, Dipterocarpaceae.